This is a messenger RNA of Acanthosepion pharaonis, 4725 nucleotides long. The record is from the annotation of a GenBank genome assembly. NCBI's taxonomy places the organism in Eukaryota, Metazoa, Mollusca, Cephalopoda, Sepiida, Sepiidae.
AUGCCCGUAAAUACAAUCUAUCUAUCUAUCUAUCUAUCUAUCUAUCUAUCUAUCUAUCUAUCUAUCUGUGUGCUUGGAGAGACAGGAGGAACUGCCUAUCAACAUCAGCAUCUCAAUAUUGCAAGCUCCAAGGAAGACGAGGAAAUGCGUAUCACCACCUGCAUCUCAAUAUUGCAAGCUCCGAGGAAGACGAGGAAAUGCGUAUCACCACCUGCAUCUCAAUAUUGCAAGCUCCGAGGAAGACAAGGAAAUGCGUAUCACGAUCUGCAUCUCAAUAUUGCAAGGCGGGAGAUAGACGAGGAACUGUCUAUCAACAUCAGCAUCUCAAUAUUGCAAGCUCCGAGGAAGACGAGGAAAUGCGUAUCACCACCUGCAUCUCAAUUUUGCAAAGUUGGAGAUAGACGAGGAACUGCCUGUCACCAUCAGCAUCUCAAUAUUGCAAGAUGCGAGGAAGACGAAGAAAAGCAAAUCACCACCUGUAUCUCAAUAUUGCAAGCUCCGAAGAAGACGAGGAAAUGCGUAUCACCACCUGCAUCUCAUUAUUGCAAGGUUGAAGAUAGACGAGGAACUGCCUGUCACCAUCAGAAUCUCAUUAUUGCAAACUCUCAAUAUUGCAAGCUCCGAGAAGACAAGGAAACAUUAUCACCAGCAUCUCGAGGAAGAAAUGCAUAUCACCACCUGAAAGCUCCGAGGAAGACGAUCACCACCUGCAUCUCAAUAUUGCAAGUUCCGAGGAAGACGAGGAAAUGCGUAUCACCACCUGCAUCUCAUUAUUGCAAGCUCCGAGGAAGACGAGGAAGACGAGUAAUGGGGAAGACGAGGAAAUGCGUAUCACCACCUGCAUCUCAAUAUUCCGAGAAAACGGGGAAAUGCGUAUCACCACAAGCAUCUCGAGGAAGAGGAAGAAAUGCGUAUCACCACCUGCAUCUCAAUAUUGCAAGCUCCGAGGAAGACGAGGAAAUGCGUAUCACCACCUGCAUCUCAAUAUUGCAAGCUCCGAGGAAGACGAGGAAAUGCGUAUCACCACCUGCAUCUCAAUAUUGCAAGCUCCGAGGAAGACGAGGAAAUGCGUAUCACCACCUGCAUCUCAAUAUUGCAAGCUCCGAGGAAGACGAGGAAAUGCAUAUAACCCACCUGCAUCUCCUCCGAGCCCGGGGAAGACGAGGAAAUCGUAUCAAUGCAUCUCAAUGCAAGCCCGAGGAAGACGAGGAAAUGUAUAUAACCCACCACUGCAUCUCAAUAUUGCAAGCUCCGAGGAAGACGAGGAAAUCUGUAUCACCACCUGCAUCUCAAUAUUCCGAGGAAGAAGAAAUGCCUCCGGGAAGACGAGGAAAUCACCAUCAGAAUCACCACCUGCAUCUCCAAAGGAAGACAAGGAAAUGCGUAUCAACCUGCAUCCAAUAUUGCAAGGAAGAAAGAGAAAAUGCGUAUCAUAUCUGCAUCCAAUACCUUGGGGCAUCUCAAUAUUAUUGUAAGCUCCGAGGAAGACGAGGAAAUGCGUAUCACCACCUGCAUCUCAAUAUUGCAAUCGAGGAAGACGAGGAAAUGCGUAUCACCACCUGCAUCUCAUAUUGCAAGCUCCGGGGAAGACGAGGAAAUGCGUUGAGGAUACCACCUGCAUCUCACCGAGGGAAGACGAGGAAAUGCGUAUCACCACCUGCAUCUCAAUAUUGCAAGCUCCAAGGAAGACGAGGAAAUGCAUCUCAUCACCACCUGCAUCUCAAUAUUGCAAUCUCUGAGGAAGACGAGGAAAUGCGUAUCACCACCUGCAUCUCAAUAUUGCAAGCCCGGGGACGAGGAAGGAAGACAAGGAAAUGCGUAUCAUCACCAUCUCAGAAUCUGCACCUGCAUCUCUCCACCUGCAUCUCAAUAUUGCAAGCUCCGAGGAAGACGAUGAAAUGCGUAUCACCACCUGCAUCUCAAUAUUGCAAGCUCCGAGGAAGACGAGGAAAUGCGUCACCACUGCAUCUCAUAUUGCAAGUUGAGGAAGACGAGGAAAUGAAGAUACCACCUGCAGGAACUGCGAGAAAUUUCCGAAGAAGACGAGGAAAUGCGUAUCACCAUCCAUUGUUGCAAGCUCCGAGGGAAGACGAGGAAAUGCGUAUCACCACCUGCAAAAUAUUGAGGAAGACGACGAGGAAAUGCGUAUCACCACCUGUAUCUCUCCUGAGGAAGACAAGGAAAUGCGUAUCACCACCUGCAUCUCAUUAUUGCAAUCUGAGGAAGACGAGGUAUCACCACCGUAUCAUUAUUGCACGAGAAGACGAGGAAAUGCAUCUACCUGCAUCUAAAUAUUCUCCGAGGACGACGAGGAAAUGCGUAUGCACCUGCAUCUCAAUAUUGAAAACGGGGAAAUGCGGCAUCUCAUUAUUGCAAGCACCGGGGAAGAAGAAAAGGAACCUGUAUCUCUUCCAGCUCAGCUCCGAGGAAGACGAGGAAAUUAUCACCACCUGCAUCCAAGGAAGACGACGAGGAAAUGCGUAUCACCACCUGUAUCUCAUUAUUGCAAGCUCCGAGGAAGACGAGGAAUGCGUAUCACCACCUUGCAUCAAUAUUGCAAGUUCCAAAGAACGACGAGGAAAUGCGUAUCACCACCUGUUCUCAUUAUUGGAGGAAGACGAUGCGUAUCAACCUGCAUCUAAAUAUUGCAAGUCCAAAAGACGAGGAAAAUGCGUAUCACCACCUGUAUCUCAUUAUUGCAAGCUCCGAGGAAGACGAAAUGCGUAUCACCACCUGCAUCUAAAUAUUGCAAGUUCCGAAGAAGACGAGGAAAUGCGUAUCACCACCUGUAUCUCCAAGCUCAAAGGAAGACGAGGAAAUGCGUAUCAACCCAUGCAUCUCAUUAUUGAUUGCUCCGAAGACGACGAGGAAAUGCGUAUCACCACCUGUAUCUCAUUAUUGCAAGCUCCGGAAAAUGCGAAGAUCGAGGAAAUGCGUAUCACCACCUGCAUCUCAUUAUUGAAGCUGAAGAAGACGAGGAAAUGCGUAUCACCACCUGACAUCUCAAUAUUGCAAGCUCCGAGGAAGACGAGGAAAUGGUAUCACCACCAAUGCAUCUCAAUAUUACCUGUAUCUCGAAGACGAGAGGAAAUGCGUAUCAAGUUCCACCUGCAUCUCAUUAUGAAACUGAGGAAGACGAGCGAACGACCACCGUAUCACCACCUCAUCUCAUUAUUGCAAGCUCCGAGGAAGACGAGGAAAUGCGUAUCACCACCUGCAUCUCCAAGUUCCGAAGACGACGAGGAAAAUCAUAUCACCACCUGCAUCUCAUUAUUGCAAGCUCCGAGGAAGACGAGGAAAUGCGUAUCACCACUAAAUAUUGCAUCUCAAUAUUGCAAGCUCCGAAGAAGACGAGGAAAUGCGUAUCACCACCUGUAUCUCAAUAUUGAGCUCCGAGGAAGACGAGGAAAUGCGUAUCACCACCUGCAUCUCAAUAUCACAAAGAAGACGAGGGAAUGCGUAUCACCACCUGUAUCUCAUUAUUGCAAGCUCCGGGAAGACGAGGAAUGCGUAUCACCACCAUCUCAAUAUUUGACAAGUAUCCCACCUGCAUCUAUUAUUGAGAGGAAGACGAGGAAAUGCGUAACCACCUGUAUCGAAGACGAGGAAAUGCGUAUCACCUGCAAUAUCUCCGAGGAAGACGAGGAAAAUCUCAUUAUUGCAAGCUCCAAAGGAAGACGAGGAAAAUGCGUAUCACCAGUAUCUCAUUAUUGCAAGUUCCGAAAACACCACCUGGAAAUGCGUAUCACCACCUGUAUCUCAUUAUUGCAGCUUCCGAAGAAGACGAGGAAAUGCGUAUCACCACCUGCAUCUCAAUAUUCAAGCCCUCCAAAAGACGAGGAAAUGCGUAUCUCAAUAUUGCAAGCUCCGAGGAAGACGAGGAAAUGCGUAUCACCACCUGCAUCUCAAUAUUGCAAGCUCCGAGGAAGACGAGGAAAUGCGUAUCACCACCUGCAUCUCAAUAUUGCAAGCUCCGAGGAAGACGACCGGCAUCUCAAAAUGCUGUAUCUCAUUAAGACGAGGAAUGCGUAUCACCACCUGCAUCUCAAUAUUGCAAGCUCCGAAGAAGACGAGGAAAUGUAUCAUCCAUUCACCACCCGCUCCGAGGAAGACGAGAAAUGCGUAUCACCACCAAUAUUGCAAGUUCCGAAGAAGACGAGGAAAUGCGUAUCACCACCUGCAUCUCAUUAUUGCAAGAACUGCAAUCUCACGACGAGGAAAUCAUCACCUGUAUCUCAUGUCUUCCAUCAGCAUCUCAAUAUUUCAAGUUCCGAGGAAGACGAGGAUGCGAAGUAUCUCAUUAUUGCAAGUUCCGAAGACGACGAGGAUAGCUCCGGAAGAGACGAAAUGCGUAUCACCACCUGCAUCUCAAUAUUGCAAGCUCAAAAGAAGACGGGGAAAGCGUAUCACCUGAAUCUCAUUAUUGAGCUCCGAAGACGAGGAAAUGCGUAUCUCCACCUGCAUCUAAAUAUUGCAAGUUAUUCAGCUCCGAGGGAAGACCGGGAAUGUAUCACCACCUGCAUCUCAAGUUCCGAAGAAGACGUAUCACCACCUGGAAAUGCGUAUCAUCUCAAUAUUGCAACUGGAAGACGACAAUCACCACCUGCAUCUCAAUAUUGCAAGCUCCGAGGAAGACGAAAUGCGUAUCACCACCUGCAUCUCAAUAUUGCAAGCUCCGAGGAAGACGAGGAAAUGCGUAUCACCACCUGCAUCUCUAAAUUGUAG